UCAAAAGAGCAUUUCCAGACAGAGACAGAUGUGUCUUACAUACUCAGAAUAGAAGGAAGUUACAAAAUCGUUCACCUAAAACAUAUAACUUUUAUAGUUCCAAACAUGCCUGUUUAUUCUUACAAUAUGAAAGGAGAGCGGAUAGCAGAUUAUCCAUAUAUUCAGGAUGAUUGCUAUUAUAAUGGAUACGUGGAAGACGUCGCAGACUCACAGGUUGUCCUCUCCAUCUGCAACGGGCUUUGGGGAUAUGUGCGGAUCGAGACCUUAAACUACGAAAUCGAACCCAUCGAGAGUUCUUCCACAUUUCAACAUAUUAUUUAUCGAAGAGCUCAAGAGGAGCGCGAGCCCUGCCGGGGAAUCCUGCAAGAUGGAGCCAAUUUGACCAAUCUGGCAUCGAUUCCGACGGUGUUCGAUGAUAACUCAGACUCCUCCGACAGGGAGGGGGACCGCCUUGAAUCUCACACAACUGACAGAUACCUGGAGUUCUACUGUGUUGUGGACAGAAGCAAGCUUUUCAUUAGACGGCAGAACGAAACUCAGUUGGUGCGGAACAUACUCAUUAUUAUGGCUGAUGUUCAUAGUAUAUACCUGGAAAUAGGUCUUCAUGUUUAUUUGGUAGGCUUGGAGCUGUGGACAGAGAAAGACCACGCCAGAAUUGGUAAAACGCUCCCCGAAACCCUGCGGGAAUUUCAAGCCUACGCCUCCAAUCAGCUCCUGCCCCACGUCAAUUUCGACCACUCCACCUUGAUCACGACUCGAGGGGAUCAUCUUGGAAUUACGUCAGCAGAACAUUAUUGUCAAUACAAUUUUGCUUCAGUGUCCGUGAUUCGAUCAGUGGGCAGCCUGAAAUCUGACGCGGACCAGAUUGCGCACGUGCUGGGCCAUUCCCUUGGCUUCUUCCAUGACGACCUCAGCCAGUACUGUGAUUGCGACUGCUUCCAGAAGCCCGGCUCUUGUAUCAUGCGCUCAGACUACAGCACUGGAGCAUGUCGAAGGCUCAGCAACUGCAGCAGGCAUGUGUAUUACGACUUAAUAAGGAAACCGGGGAAAGAGUGUCUGCUGAACAAGCCGAAGAAAAGUGGUACUGGAAGCGCUAAGAUGUGGUGGAAACGGCUGCGCCCGCGGACUCCCCGGAUGAAGCACUGUGGACUGCGGCCAUUUCGGCGCAGGUGA
Sphaerodactylus townsendi is the source of this 1173-nucleotide messenger RNA. Its product is annotated as disintegrin and metalloproteinase domain-containing protein 9-like. Gene Ontology annotation, biological process: proteolysis. The record is from RefSeq and is a predicted model, not a curated record. Gene Ontology annotation, molecular function: metalloendopeptidase activity. Lineage: Eukaryota; Metazoa; Chordata; Lepidosauria; Squamata; Sphaerodactylidae. Bases 106 to 1173 code for a protein of 355 amino acids. The transcript is spliced from 11 exons.